UUUAAAACGAAAAGAAAAGAAAAAAGCACCUGUGCCACGCUAACAAUGUUCACUUCCUCGAUGGGCUGAGGACUCGGGAAGUUUCAGGUCGUCGCCCGUCAUGAGCUAUUUCCUGAGAAGGCUUGCUCAUUCUGGCAGUGGCAGAAGCUCUCUCAUUCGGACCAUAGCAAUCGCCGCUAUUGGUUCGGGUCUCUGGUACUCCAGUGGCGAUGCUAAUUUUAGAGCAUCGGCGACAGUGCACUUCCCCGAACGGUUGCGAGAUCGGCAGUUACUGCAUGAAUUGUAUCCUCGUAAUGUGCCCUUUUCCUUGGAUCAUGGUCUCUCCGGAAUAAUUCCGCUACAUUCUUAUAAAGUCGGUCCUGCUCCAUCAUCUGACAUACCAAAGGAAGCUUCUGGAAUUGUAGAUGGUGGUGCAAAGCCUUGUGAUUGUUUGGGCAGAGAUACCAUUGCGAAUGCGGCUGCUAAGGUUGGUCCAGCUGUUGUAAAUCUUUCAGUUUCACAAGGGGUUUAUGGUAUGACUACCGGAAAGAGCAUUGGCUCUGGAACUAUAAUUGACAAGGAUGGUACAAUAUUGACUUGUGCUCAUCUUGUGGUUGAUUUUCAAGGCCUGAGAAGUUCAUCCAAGGGGAAGGUUGAUGUGACUUUACAAGACGGAAGGACAUUUGAGGGCACAGUGAUGAAUGCUGACCUGCACUCGGACAUUGCUUUAGUUAAAAUCAAUUCCAAAAACCCACUACCAACAGCUAAACUUGGUUCUUCUAGCAGGCUUCGUCCUGGGGAGUGGGUAUUGGCAAUAGGCUGUCCACUUUCCCUUCAGAAUACUGUCACAGCUGGUAUUGUAAGUUGUGUCGACCGUAAAAGUAGUGAUCUGGGUCUUGGUGGCUUGCGAAGAGAGUAUUUACAAACAGAUUGUGCAGUUAAUAUGGGAAAUUCUGGUGGACCUCUUGUUAACAUUGAUGGAGAAGUUGUUGGUGUAAAUAUCAUGAAGUUGGUAGCUGCUGAUGGAUUGAGUUUCGCUGUACCAAUUGACCCGGUGUGUAAAAUUAUAGAGCACUUCAAGAAAAGUGGGAGAGUUAUACGGCCAUGGCUUGGGCUCAAAAUGAUUGAUCUUAAUGAAAUGAUUAUAGCCCAGCUAAAAGAGAGAGAUCCUUCAUUCCCUAAUGUCAGCAAGGGCAUUCUUGUACCUAUGGUAACUCCUGGGUCCCCUGGCGAUCGAGCUGGUUUUCGUCCUGGUGAUGUUGUCAUUCAAUUUGAUGGGAAGCCCGUAGAAAGGAUCAUGGAGGUAGUUGAAAUCAUGGAGAACAGAGUUGGCGUGCCCAUUGAGGUAUUAGUGAAAAGAGCAAGGGAUAAAGUGGCAACGUUGACUGUUAUUCCGGAGGAGUCCAAUCCCGAUUUGUGAGAGGCAGUUAAAGUAAAGAUGUUCCAUUCUGCAUUUCCUUGUGCUGUCCGUUCCUCUGCAGAAAAAUACUAGCAGUACUCUUUUCUUGCAAAAUAAGAUUUCUUCUCAAUUACGCGCUCCAGUUUUUUUGGUAAAA
This is a messenger RNA of Prosopis cineraria, 1535 nucleotides long. RefSeq names its product putative protease Do-like 14. Bases 101 to 1399 code for a protein of 432 amino acids. NCBI's taxonomy places the organism in Eukaryota, Viridiplantae, Streptophyta, Magnoliopsida, Fabales, Fabaceae. The transcript is spliced from 11 exons. Gene Ontology annotation, biological process: proteolysis. The record is from RefSeq and is a predicted model, not a curated record. Gene Ontology annotation, molecular function: protein binding; serine-type endopeptidase activity.